GGAAUUCUUCGCGACCUGGGUUACGCUUGCAGUGACAAUACAGUGGUAGAAUCGAUAGAUGAAAUAGCGCUGAUAGAACGCGGUGGUGGUUGUACAUUCGCUGAUAAAAUCAAGCAUGCGAACGGAUCGGUUGGGGUAAUUUUGUAUAAUAAUGUCUCCAGUUCGAAUAUUUCCAACGUAGAUUCUUUAGAUACGGAUGUGAAUUUACCGCCUACAACUUCUAUGCCUGCCUUUUAUGUUUCCAAUGAAAUAGGAAUUCAGUUACUUUAUAGUUUAAAUGCUUCAAAUAACGCUAAUACACAACAAUCAAAUCAACAUCACGCUGUUAGAGUGAUGAUGCUAGGAAUGACAUCAUCUCCUGGUUCAGAUGGAUCAAAUGCCGGUCAAACUGCGGGAAAUCGAUUCACAUAUUUUAUCGUGAUUGUUAUAACUAUCUUUGUGGCAUAUAUGCUAUUUAAAACACGUCGUCGUCAGCAAGAGAUUCAUUCAGCGAACAUGCUCAGAGCUCGCUUACCAAGUACACAAGACGCCAAACAAAAAUUAUUAGAUCCAAAAAUUCUAGCUGAUUAUCCUUCCAAACCGUACGCCUCUCGUAAGAAAAUGACAGAAAAGAAUCCUACGUCGUUGUCGUUAUCAUCAUCAUCAUCGCAGCAAGCUGAUGGCAGUAAAUCAAAAACUCGGUCAGUAGCAGAAAAUGAGGAUGAACAUACUGAAACUGAUAAAAAUGCUGAUGUUGACAAAGAUCAAGAUUUUGAAACUUGUGCUGUAUGCUUAGAAGAUUUUGUUGAGACUGAACAAGUUAAAGAGCUGCCGUGUGCUCAUAUAUAUCAUCCUAACUGUAUAGAGCGAUGGUUGACCAAGGUGUCUGGUGUUUGUCCAAUGUGUAAAUAUGAUUGCGUUAAUAAUAAAGCGGAGGAAAAUGAUGAUCCUAAUAAGGAGGUUGUGAUUUCGAUGAAUGAUGGAGAGCCUUCUGUUGUUUCUGAAUCUUCGGCUCAACAAAGUACAUCAAUGACGACAAUUAAUAUUGCGGCUGAUUUUUCCGAAUCUUCAGAAUCCAAGAAAUCGCGAGAAUUAAGAACUCGGGAAGAAAAUGAUAACAAUAAUAGAGAAAAGAAAGACAAUAUUGCCAUGGAUCCAAAUGAGCAUGCAGGAGAUGAAAAUAUCACGAUCUGA
Messenger RNA from Ambispora leptoticha, 1173 nucleotides. The record is from the annotation of a GenBank genome assembly. NCBI's taxonomy places the organism in Eukaryota, Fungi, Glomeromycota, Glomeromycetes, Archaeosporales, Ambisporaceae.